Molecule: messenger RNA, 1003 nt
Organism: Eriocheir sinensis (Chinese mitten crab)
Lineage: Eukaryota; Metazoa; Arthropoda; Malacostraca; Decapoda; Varunidae
Exons: 3
Coding region: 103-615 (170 amino acids)
Source: RefSeq, a predicted model, not a curated record
GUUUUACGCACACACACGGAAUAUAAAACGUGUUCUUGGCCAAGGUCUUACACAGAGAAAGCAGCGGCGCGCGGGCCAGUAGGCAGCGGACAGCAUCGCGGCAUGAUGGGGGGACUCGCUGUCCUGUGGCUCUACUUUGUGGCUCAGGUGCUCGCUGGCCACACAGAGGGCCAUCGGAUCGUGUUUCCUGUUAUUGAAUAUCUGGAGGAAGGGGACCCCUGCACCACGUACUCCGGCGUCCCUGGCAAGUGUGUGGAUUUACGUGAAUGUGACUACACCCGCCUCACCUUCAAGCAUGAGUCCCACUUCAGAUGUGGCUUUAAAGGCAUAAUCCCCGUGAUCUGCUGCCCCCCUUCUGCCCCAGGCCCGGCACUCUUUGAUAGUCACGUCCCAGCCAAACAAGAUGACAGCCACGUCCCAGCCAUACACGGUCACAGUCACGUCCCAGCCAUACACGAUAAUAGUCACGUCCCAUCCAUAAAAGAUGAUAGUCACUUCCCAGCCAUACACGAUAAUAGUCACGUCCCAGCCAUACACGGUGAGAGUCGCGUCCCAGCCAUACACGAGGAUAGGCACGUCCCAGCCAUACAAGACGCGUUCCAGUUCGAUCUCUAGUGCACGAGGACCACACGGGGAGGAGGGACACUACCAGUAUGAUGGUGUAAGGAGUCGCGCAGCUUGUGAUGACUGAUGAUAGCAAGAAAAUAGAAUGAUGUUCCUCUCUUGAUUCUUUGAUUCCCUGUACUCUUCUUCACCCUAAACAUUCUUCACAUUAUGUCUGCCUUUCGAGAAGGAACAUAUCAAAAGGAAACACAUGUAGAGUAAAGAAGGUGGAGUUUCUGUUCGUGUAGAUUGUGCAUAGUGUGCCGUGCACACACAUACAUAAUUAUAAUAAAAAAAUAAGUUGUCUAUUAUUUAAUCGUAUAUGUAUCUCAUUCGAUCUCACGUUUAGCUUGGCCUGUCUUUAUAUAUACCGCUGGGAGAAUUAAAACUAUUAUUGUAA